Lachancea mirantina is the source of this 1419-nucleotide messenger RNA. The record is from the annotation of a GenBank genome assembly. NCBI's taxonomy places the organism in Eukaryota, Fungi, Ascomycota, Saccharomycetes, Saccharomycetales, Saccharomycetaceae.
AUGGGGGCAAUCAUAUCGUUACCGGUAACCGCCGCAGGUACGUUCCUGGCCUCUUUCUUUGGGUCAUUAUCAUCAACCGUUAUUUCCCAAGCUUUCCAAUCUCUUACGCGGAAUUCGUCAUCAUUAACAACCAGAUUAAGCUACGCAAUUUGGUUGCUUUUGAACUCACUGGUGUCAUGGCUGUCUAUGUCUACUAAUAAGUCCUUUCUAUGGCCCAAGAAAACAUGUACACUAACCGGGGAAUGCGGGUUUUUCACCGUUUACAGACUUAACUUCGCUCUGGGCAUGAUGCAUAUUCUGUUGGCAGGUUUGUUGGUUGGCGUCAAGUCUACAGGUGAUAAACGAGCUCAAGUCCAAAAUUCUUGGUGGUCACUCAAGAUCCUGUUCUACGUAUUAAGCGUUGUGGCCUCUUUCUCGCUUCCGAACGGCUUUUACAUUUUCUUGUCAAAAUGGAUUUCUCUUCCUUCCGGUGUGCUGUUCAUCCUUAUUGGGCUGAUACUUCUCGUUGAUUUCGCUUAUGAAUGGGCUGAAACUUGUAUACAACAUGUUGAGGCUGGAGAUGAGUAUUCCUCCUUUUGGCAGAAAUUCCUCAUCACAGGAACGAGUGCCAUGUAUCUGGCAUCUUUGAUCAUGACCAUUGCAAUGUAUGUUUUGUUUUGCCCCAAAAAUUGUACUAUGAAUAAAGUGGCCGUUACCGUUAACUUAUUGCUCACGCUCGCGACAUCUUUGAUGUCUGUGCAUCCAAGAAUACAAGAGGCAAAUUCAAAGAGUGGGUUGGCUCAAAGUAGCAUGGUGGCAGCUUAUUGCACUUAUCUCACUAUGAGUGCACUUGCCUCAGAACCAGACGAACGCCAAUGUAAUCCGUUGAUCAGAUCUGCUGGCACUCGCAAAGCAAGCGUAAUUCUGGGUUCCCUUUUCACAUUUAUUGCCAUUGCUUAUACUACUACUAGAGCGGCUGCCAAUUCUGCGUUUGCUUCAAAUAAUCAAGCAAUUUACCUUGAUGGCGAUGAUCAAAUUGAUUACGAUGGUAUCGGACAAACACGAUCUCAAUUGAGGUUAGAAGCUAUCAGACAAGCAGUUGAAGAAGGUUCCCUGCCAGAAAGUGCCCUAUACGACACAACGUGGCUUGGUUCACCUGCACCUGCUCCAGGAGCCACUGAUAGCGAUGAUGAAAGGAUAUCCACCAGAUACAAUUACAGCCUUUUCCAUAUCAUCUUUUUUUUGGCAACACAAUGGAUAGCGGUUUUAUUGACCAUCAACGUCACCCAAGAUGAUGUUGGCUAUUUCAUUCCUGUAGGAAGAACUUACUUUUACUCUUGGGUCAAGAUUGUUAGCGCUUGGUUUUGCUACGUCUUGUAUGGAUGGACUGUCGUCGCUCCAUUGAUUUUACCGGACAGGUUUGGAUAUGAAGAUUAUUAA